Molecule: messenger RNA, 1888 nt
Organism: Erinaceus europaeus (western European hedgehog)
Lineage: Eukaryota; Metazoa; Chordata; Mammalia; Eulipotyphla; Erinaceidae
Gene: METTL25B
Product: methyltransferase like 25B
Exons: 8
Coding region: 221-1663 (480 amino acids)
Biological process (GO): rRNA modification
Molecular function (GO): rRNA (adenine-N6,N6-)-dimethyltransferase activity
Source: RefSeq, a predicted model, not a curated record
CGCCAAGGAGGGUUAGGCUCCCGCGCGGCCUCCAGGUCGCUGCCUGUGGCGUCACGAGUUUCCCUUUAAUGGCUUCCACCCCUGCCCAGAACCCCGCAAAAGGCAGCGUCUGGGAUCGGAUUCAGAGCUGCUGCCCCCUUGUCCGUCUGCAGAGCCGAGCUCAGCCCAGGACCUAGAGCUGCACGGCGCUGACCCGCGUCCCUCGAAGCUAGGCCCCGGGAUGCCGGGCGUCUCCGCCAGGGGCCUCUCUCACGAGGCAAGGAGGCAGCUGGCUGUGAAGCUCACCCGCGUCCUGGCCCUCUACCGUUCCAUCCUGGACGCCUACAUCAUCGAGUUCUUCACAGACAACUUGUGGGACACACUCCCUUGCUCAUGGCAGGAAGCACUGGAUGGACUAAGCCCCCCCCAGCUCGCCACACUGCUGCUGGGAAUGCCUGGGGAAGGGGAAGUGAUCAGGCUGGGCUUUCUCAGGUACAGGUCUGUAUGGCCACUCACCCUACUGGCCUUGAAGUCCACAGCCUGGGCCCUGGCCUUUACCCGCACACCAGGGUUUCAGAGUCCCUCAGAGUUCCAGGAGAAUUCCAGUCAGAGCUCCCGACUGCCGGCGCCUUUCCGGAAGCAUGUCAGGCCCAAGAAGCAGCAUGAGAUCCGAAGGCUGGGAGAGCUGGUGAAGAAGCUAAGUGACCUCACAGGCUGCACCCAGGUGGUGGACGUUGGCUCAGGCCAGGGCCACCUGUCGCGCUUCAUGGCCCUGGGGCUGGGGAUGAUGGUGAAGAGCAUUGAAGGGGACCAACAGCUAGUGGAGAGAGCUCAGCACCUGGACUGGGAGCUCGUGCAGACUCUGGAGAAGGAGGCGAAGAGGAACCCACAGGUGGUCCAGACCAGCCCUCACCUCUGCCCACACCAUGUGGUUAGGUGGGUGGACCCCACAAGCCUAUGCGAAGACCUCCUCCAGCCACUGGAAUGCCCACCUCUGGAUAGGACCCGCCUGCUGCUGACAGGCCUCCACGCCUGCGGUGACCUGAGUGUGGCUCUGCUGAGGCACUUCUCCUGCUGCCCUGAGGUGGUGGCCCUGGCAUCCGUAGGCUGCUGCUACAUGAAGCUGAGCACUCCUGGUGGCUACCCGCUGAGCCAGUGGGUGGCAGGCCUGCCUGGCUAUAAGCUGCCCUACAGGCUGCGGGAGGGAGCCUGCCAUGCUCUGGAAGAGUAUGCUGAGCGCCUGCAGAGAGCAGGCCCUGCUCUCCGGACCCACUGCUACCGGGCAGCUCUCGAGACAGUUAUCCGGCAGGCCCAGCCUGAGCUCCGGAGGCCCGGCGUGCAGGGCAUCCCCCGGGUCCAUGAACUCAAGAUCGAAGAGUAUGUGCAGCGGGGACUACAGCGGGUAGGCCUGGACCCCCAGACUCCGCUAAACCUGGCCACCCUUCAGGCCCACCUGGCCCAAGAGAACCGCGUAGUAGCCUUCUUCAGCCUGGCCCUGCUGCUGGCCCCACUUGUGGAGACGCUGAUACUACUGGACCGGCUGCUCUACCUUCAGGAGCAGGGCUUUCAUGCUGAACUCCUGCCCAUCUUCAACCCCAAACUCUCCCCCAGAAACCUGGUACUGAUCGCCACCAAGAACCCCCUGGGCCAGGCCUUCUCGGCUCUGGAGACUGAAGAGAGCUGACAGCCUGAGGAAAGCAUGCCUUGAACCCUCUCUAGAGGCACACUGGGUGCCGCUGUGCGUGGCAAGAGUCUGCACCGCCUUGUCUGGAGAACCAGCACCCCAUAUCUUCUCUAGGAUUCUAGGUCCCCAUUGGCCUUCAGCUUCUUAUCUCCUCUCCUUUGUGUGUUAUGAUGUAAAGUGCAUCCAUUUUUUAAUUUAUUAAAACGUGUCUUUAUUUCUCUCCUA